GUGUGAGUAAGACACAGAGACCCACGCUACGGUCUCUUUGUCCAUGCCGUAGCUCGCCUCAUCUUUUGCGUUCCUGCCCCUCUUUGUAUUGUGCUGAUGCUAACAUUAUGAUCUUUCCUUGGGCCCGAAGUCCUGGGUCUUCUCUCGAGCGUGUUUCUAAGCUCCAACAUCGUCAACUUCUUAAGAACGCAGACUCGCCGCAGCAGAAAUCCCCAAACCUGGUAGACCCUAUAUUGGACAACAAGGAAUAAAAGAAGACCGUCAACAUGACGCGAGACACAACCAACCCUGCAGCUCUGCCACGAGCCACCACCACCACCACCACCCACGCUCCCGCCCAGCAGCCUCCUCGGCCAACCUCCACAAACCCCCUCAGCAAGCCACGCAUCCUGUGCCUUCACGGGGGCGGCACCAACGCGCGCAUCUUCAAGGCGCAGUGCCGGGUCCUCUCGCGCGUGCUGGACCCCUGGUUCCGCCUCGUCUACGCCGAAGCCCCCUUCGAGUCGCAACCAGGGCCGGACGUGCUGUCCGUCUACGCCGACUGCGGGCCGUUCAAGCGCUGGCUGCGGUGGAAGCCCGAGCACGCGGCCAUCACGGACGAGGAUGUAGUCGCGGCGAUCGACGAGGCGCUGGCCGAGGCCAUGAGCGAGGACGACGACGCCGGCGCGACGGGCGAGUGGGUGGGCUUGCUGGGGUUCAGCCAGGGCGCGAAGCUCGCCGCAAGCUUGAUGUUUCGGCAGCAGGUGCUGCUCGCUUCUCCUGGGGGGCUUGCACAGGGACGAGACAACAAUAAAAACAGCACAGGGACAUCAAUACGACCACUACUGUCACCGGUCGAGUGGAAAUUCGCCAUCCUCCACGCCGGCCGCGCCCCGCUCGUCAACCUGCUCGGCGAGGCCACGUUUUCCUCCUCGCUGCUCUCGCGGCCCUCGCAGAUCGGCCUGGCCGACAAGCCUGACGACUCGGGCCACCACGUCCCCCACGACAUCAUGGACGUCGCCUCGGGGAAGCACAUGCUGGACCUGCCGACCGUGCACGUCCACGGCUUGCAGGACGUCGGCAUCCACCUGCACCGGGACUUGCUCGACACGUACUGCACGCCCGGCAGCGCGGUGCUGGUGGAGUGGGACGGCGCGCACCGGAUGCCGCUCAAGGCGGGAGAUGUGCAGCUCGUCGUGGACGCGAUGCUCGCGGUUGCGGCGGAGACGGGGGCGAUAUGAUGGGCCACGGCGAGGUGUAUAUUAUUGGAGUAUAUUUAGUAUAUGAUUGCCUUCUAAGCGAAUGAACGAGUUGCAAUUGUGUUGAGUGUGCU
Messenger RNA from Microdochium trichocladiopsis, 1312 nucleotides. Its product is annotated as serine hydrolase FSH. Lineage: Eukaryota; Fungi; Ascomycota; Sordariomycetes; Xylariales; Microdochiaceae. The record is from RefSeq and is a predicted model, not a curated record. Gene Ontology annotation, cellular component: cytoplasm; nucleus. The transcript has a single exon. Gene Ontology annotation, biological process: secondary metabolite biosynthetic process. Bases 267 to 1220 code for a protein of 317 amino acids.